AUCCCCGCGACAGUCUUCUAGUUUUCUUUUUACAAGCACGAUGGAUGUGUGUGCGUCUUCGAGUCCUACUUUGAGGGAGUUUGGCUGCGAACAGAAUUUACUAUCACGACCUGAUGGAUCGUCAUCCUUCGUCCAAGGAGACACCAGUGUAUUAGCUGGAGUGUAUGGCCCGGCGGAGGUGAAGGUCAGUAAGGAGAUCUAUGACAGAGCUACCCUGGAGGUGGUGAUGCAGCCCAAAGUGGGACUACCAGGUGUCAGAGAGCGAGCCAGAGAACAGUGUGUGAGGGAAACAUGCGAGGCGUCUCUUCUCUCCACCCUUCAUCCACGCUCCUCCCUCACUCUCGUCCUACAAGUGGUCCAUGACGACGGUUCACUGUUGUCCUGCUUUCUGAACUCAGCCUGUAUGGCCCUGAUGGACGCAGGCCUGCCUAUGAGCUGUCUGUUCGCUGGGGUCACCUGUGCCAUCGAUACAGAUGGCCAGGUCAUUACCGACCCCAACGCAGCACAGGAGAAGGAAAGUCGAGCUUUGAUGACCUUCGCUAUUGACAGUACCGAGCGCAGAGUGAUGAUGUCAUCCACCAGAGGGUCUUUUACAGUUCAUGAGCUGCAACAGUGUAUAGCUGUCAGUCAGAAAGCAUCGGACAAGAUCUUCCAGUUCUACAGAGAUUCUGUCAGACGAAGAUAUUCCAAGACACUCUGAUUAUCCAGGAUUCUGCUUAUAUCUUCCUUCAUUUCUUUUUUCAGCUUUGUUUUUUUUUUUUUUUUUAAAUUUUACUGACCAAACCAUUGUUGUUUUUUAAAUAAAAAUAUUUGGAAUUGGUUGAAAAAAA
This is a messenger RNA of Oncorhynchus nerka (sockeye salmon), 830 nucleotides long. It is a transcript of the gene exosc5, whose product is annotated as exosome component 5. Gene Ontology annotation, biological process: rRNA catabolic process; U4 snRNA 3'-end processing; nuclear mRNA surveillance. Lineage: Eukaryota; Metazoa; Chordata; Actinopteri; Salmoniformes; Salmonidae. The transcript is spliced from 6 exons. The record is from RefSeq and is a predicted model, not a curated record. Gene Ontology annotation, cellular component: nucleolus; cytoplasmic exosome (RNase complex); nuclear exosome (RNase complex). Bases 41 to 700 code for a protein of 219 amino acids.